Messenger RNA from Oldenlandia corymbosa var. corymbosa, 1065 nucleotides. The record is from the annotation of a GenBank genome assembly. Lineage: Eukaryota; Viridiplantae; Streptophyta; Magnoliopsida; Gentianales; Rubiaceae.
UAAACGCCUAGAAAACAAACUAAAUGGUUAAAAAUAAUCCAAUAGAAGGUAAAGUAAUGUGAAAGAAAUUACAUAGUGCUUCAUAUUUUACAGUUUCCUUUAAAGUCACGCUCCUUAUCUCAACUCAACCCCAUCGGAGUUCCCACAAAAUGGGCGGCGCAGCCCAGCGGCUCCCCCUAUUACGAGUGAUUCUGUCUUGCCGAAAAAUCACAGCUCAAGUGACGAAUCCUAUUACCGAUUCCAUCAUCGCCAUGGCUUCAACCACUGAACCCGAAUUCAUCCCACAAUUGAAAGCCAAGCGGAAUCAGGUCCCAAGGCAUCAUAACUAUGUCGACCUCAGAAUGGCUUCCAGAGUCGGGGAAAAGCUCGGCGUACGGCUGAAAGAAAUUGGGGUUGAAAACGUAGAAAUCGAUUUGAAGGAAGAACUUUCUAGGCCUAUUCAUCAGCAGAAAAUGGUGAACCCGAUAUUCCGGACGGUCAAGGAGGCCGGUAUUAGUGUUUCUGGUACUGAUGAGUUGAUUUUCGGAAAUGUGCACUGAUUGAGGAGAUAUUCCGACAGUUGCAAGUGAACUUUCACCCAUUUCUUAUGUUGAGCUGCCCCUGAGGUUAUGGAAGAUCGGAACCUUUUCUGCCUGUUUACUCGAUGGUAUAGUUUUCUGCCAUUUUAAGUUCUUACAAUUAUUAGGGCUUUUCGUUAUUUGAAUAUCUCUAUGAUAGUGAUAUGUUUGUGGGAUUGGGAUUCUUGGUGUAAAUUGUUUCUUUCUGGUUGGUUUGCCUAAACUGUUUGUGAAAUUGUGAGUUAGGCUUCAUGAUUUCGGCUCUUGCAUUGUUCCCUCUAUAUUGCAUUUGCUGUAAUUUAUAUAGACAUCAAAUUAUACCUAAUGACCGCCCUCGAGGAUGAGCUUACUUGACAUUUACUUGUGCGUCUCUUCUGGAAUUUUGUCUUUCUCUCAUGUAGACAUGGAUACUCUGUAUUUUUAUCAUAAAAUCAGCUUUGUAAAGUGGAAGUUGUGAAUAUCGUUUUGACAUGUUUCUUUGGUUAGGCGUGUCUGGAAAUUUGAGCCA